Helianthus annuus (common sunflower) is the source of this 1195-nucleotide messenger RNA. Its product is annotated as S-formylglutathione hydrolase. Gene Ontology annotation, molecular function: S-formylglutathione hydrolase activity. The record is from RefSeq and is a predicted model, not a curated record. Lineage: Eukaryota; Viridiplantae; Streptophyta; Magnoliopsida; Asterales; Asteraceae. Gene Ontology annotation, cellular component: cytosol. The transcript has 8 exons. The coding region runs from base 164 to 1048 and encodes 294 amino acids. Gene Ontology annotation, biological process: formaldehyde catabolic process.
AUAAAAUGUAAAUAUGAAAUCGUGAAGCACGGGGCACCCCUCCCUUAUCAGUAUAAACAGUAGCAAAAACACUUCUGUGGUGCAAAUCGACACUUGCAAAAACCCCUUUCCUACCCCCCACUUCCUCAAAUCAAAACAAGAAAUCGAAAACGCAGAAACAGAAAUGGAGAACACAAAACCCACUGAAAUCAGCAGCACCAAAAUGUUCGAAGGAUUCAACAAAAGAUACAAACAUCAUUCUCCCACCUUGAAUUGCUCCAUGAACUUCCACAUUUACUUCCCCCCCUCCACUUCCCCAUCCCAAAAAUUCCCCGUGCUGUACUGGCUCUCUGGGCUAACUUGCACCGAUGAAAACUUCAUAAUCAAGUCCGGUGCACAGCGGGUUGCUUCCACCGAAGGCAUUGCUUUGGUUGUUCCAGAUACGUCUCCAAGAGGCCUGAAUGUGGAGGGUGAAGCAGACAGCUAUGAUUUUGGUGUUGGUGCUGGGUUUUAUCUUAAUGCUACUGUGGAGAAGUGGAAGAACUGGCGGAUGUAUGAUUACGUAGUAAAGGAACUUCCGAAGCUACUUAGUGAUAACUUCCCACAGCUUGAUACGUCACGCGCAUCCAUAAGCGGUCACUCCAUGGGUGGACAUGGGGCACUUACAAUCUAUCUGAAAAACCUUGACAAAUACAAGUCGGUGUCAGCAUUUGCACCUAUUGUUAAUCCUAUUAACUGUCCGUGGGGCCAGAAGGCAUUCACAAACUAUUUGGGUGACGAUAAGUCUGCAUGGGAGGAGUAUGAUGCCACUUGUCUGAUAUCAAAGUUCAAUGAUGUUGCCGCUACAAUCUUGAUUGACCAGGGUGGUGAUGAUAAGUUUUUGCAUGAAAAUCAACUGUUGCCAAGCAAGUUUGACGAGGCAUGUAGGAACGCUAAAGCUCCACUACUGUUGCGCAUGCAGCCCGGUUACGAUCACUCUUACUAUUUCAUAGCUUCGUUCAUAGACGAUCACAUUCGUCACCAUGCUCAAGCUCUUAAUCCGUCGAGGGUGGGGAAUUGCAGAAUUUGAAAUGGAAAGAGUUAAGGAUGCUGCUUGGGUUCGCCUUUUAACUGCCGUCUCUUGUGUUUAUUCAUGUGCCCGUUAUGUCUGAAAUCCCAAAUUGAGGAAUAAUUGGUGAUGGUACAUAUUGUUUGAUUAGUUCUGUUUGUUCAUGAA